AUGACACUUUGCAACGGCAUCGUCCAAGACCGGAGUGCAUUCCAUCUGCUCGGCCACCCGCUACCAGCACUAAUCGACUUAGCUUCGACCUCAGGGACCACUGUCGAUCUAUUCACACUAUCUUUCCGACAGCCAAUACUUUUGUUCCUCCACGCAUCCCUCUCCACCCCUCUUGGCACCACCCCUUCUUCUUGGUCUUCUAUCCCCGGUGCAUCUGGAUCUACUCGUUCUUUGGCUGCCCUAAACACCCACCUGCCGAAUCUACUCGCAAAGGAAAAGGGAUUGGUGGUGUUCGGACUCUCAACGCAACCCCACUCGGAACAGAAGCAAGCAAAACAAAGAUUAGGACUCAACUUUGAUUUGUUGUCCGACGAAAAACAAGAUUUGCUCAGCGCCCUGCAUCUACCGACGUUCGAAGCGAAGGAAGAGCCGGGAAGGAGGUAUGUUAAGAGGAUGACGCUACUGUUGAGAGGUGGGCAAGUGACAAGGCUGGACUAUCCAAUCGAAAGCCCUGAGGAAGCUCCGCUUAGGGCUGAGGCCUUGUUGAAGAGUGAGGAGGAGUUAAUGUUGGAGGUUGAAGCGCGAGAUGCUGCUAAUGCUGCCGCAGGCAGGGCACAAACAUCAUCAUAG
This is a messenger RNA of Ustilago hordei, 630 nucleotides long. RefSeq lists its product as uncharacterized. The transcript has a single exon. Gene Ontology annotation, cellular component: cytoplasm. Gene Ontology annotation, molecular function: thioredoxin peroxidase activity. Gene Ontology annotation, biological process: cellular response to oxidative stress; cell redox homeostasis. The record is from RefSeq and is a predicted model, not a curated record. The coding region runs from base 1 to 630 and encodes 209 amino acids. Lineage: Eukaryota; Fungi; Basidiomycota; Ustilaginomycetes; Ustilaginales; Ustilaginaceae.